AGGGUGGCUGUGUGGCAGGACAGCUGACUACAGUAGGACAACAGCAGUGCUUUUUACUGGGACAGAAACUCAAGGAAGAAUACAUAUACAAAGCAAAGCUCAUCACAGAAGAUUUUGAUCCCAGCAGAGUUUUGGGUCGGUCAACAAAUGUCCAAAGGACAAUAGAAAGUUUACGAUGUGUUAUGGCUGGAAUGUUUGGUGUUCAAAAUCUACGGAAAAUAGCUCCUGUGAAGGUGUAUGUUGCUGAUUCAAAAGACGAAGUCCUAUUUCCUAGCAUUCAACGUUGUCAUGUAUUAAAACAAAACAACCACUCAGUGCUAUUUCACAUUGCUGAUAAACCUGAAUAUCUGCCAUACAGACGUGAGCUGGAGAAAGUUUUUGGUGUAAAUUUUAAAGAUCAUGUAGGUUUAAAUUUUGUUGGUAUUCGUGAUGAUUUAGUAGCACGUAAGGCCCAUGGUCUACCAGUGCCUCCCUAUGCCUUGCCUCUAUGGGACAUGAUAGAACUAAUGGCUAGCAAGAUGAUGUAUGCUACAUUUUGUGGUCAGCACAAAGCAGAGCGUCAUUUGAUUACGAGACUAUCAACUGGACCCCUUAUGACCUACGUGAUGGAUAAUAUACGAGACCUUGAGGAAAAUAAACGGGAUGCUAAGAAGCUGUUCCUGUUCGCAACACAUGACUCCACGAUAGUUGGGAUGCUAGGGUUGCUGGGUAUAUGGGAUGAACAAUGGCCGCCCUACUCAGUAGAUCUGCGAUUUGAACUGUAUGAAAAUGAAAAAAAUGAAAAGUUUAUUCAAGUUCUCUAUAAAGGAAAGCCAAUGAAAGUUCGGGGAUGUGACUCAACGUUAUGUUCCUUAAAACAGUUCAGACAAGCCAUGAAACCUUUCAUGAUACGUGAAAAAGAGUUUCACUCGAUCUGUAAUUCUGAUAUACUUGAACAAAUUGAUAAAGAAAUCAAAGAGGAGGAGAAAGGUGAAAUUCAGACUGAGGAGGUUCGGGAGCAAUCAGAAACACCAGCAGGAAUGUGAUGUCUGGACAUUUUAACAGUACAAUCAAUUUGUCUUUCACAUAUCACUUAUAGUGUGAUUGGGUCCCUAUGGUUUUCAGGGAAUCAUGAUCAUAAGAGCCCGUCCUCCCUAGUCAGUGGGGACACUCCUGAUAUUAUCAUGACUAUUCUCCACCUUUUUUAACUGAUAUAAAACCUGAUUGUUAUGACUGGUAUACUGUAAAUGAACACAUCUUAGUGAUAAUCUUAUUUUAACGCUUUUCCUGGCGACAAAAAAAUUGCUAAAUUGUGAUUCCUGUGGCAAUUAUUUUUGGUGUGCUAAUUCAUUGUUCCGAUAACUUGUUUAAAUUCAUAAAUUCAACAAUACAUUAAACUUUGAGUCUGCUAAAAUAUGUUUGUCUACAGUAUAGCAAUUUUAAUUAUGAGGUGGAAUUUGGUUCGCAAUCUGUUAUUUGCAAAGAUUAAUUGAAAAGUCUUCAGACAUUUACAAUGAAAGUGUUCAUUUUGCUCCUUUACAAUUAACAAGAAGUGCUUUAUUUAAUAGUGAAGUAAUUAUAUAAAUAUUAUUGAUUUCAACCAAAAUAGGGGUUAACUUUAAUUUACCAUAAUUUAUGUGUUUAGUUGAAAUCAACAUUGAGUCUUCAUUGUGUCUGUCUUUCUAGUCAGUAUUAUACAUAUCAAAAAUUCAAAUAUUUUAAACUAACAAAAUAUGUUGUAGAAUGUACCAUAUAAUUUAUAUUACACAUUGUACAUAAUAUAUGUAAUCUUAAUGAUUACAUUUUUACCAGUGAAAUAUCGAAAAUUAUUCAUUCUCUAAAUGCAAUAUUUUUCACUAGUAAAAAAAAUAUCACUUUUGAUUUGACCAAUCAGAACACUGCUUACAAACGACAAUGGGGAAAAUUAAGAUUUGCAUAUAGCUCUUCUUCAUAUUAUAUGACAUCAUAAUUCAAGAUAGAAUACAUAACGUCACUAUUUGGGGUACAUUUGUGAGCUGUUGACAGGUGACAGUAAUGAAUUCUGGGAGAGACUGAGUGGCCUCAGUAUAUUCUGCAGUAAACAGAAUCUUCAGUAAUACACUGCCCUCCAAAAGUUCUGUUACACUUGGAACGUUUAAAUCGAAUGGCUAGCCAACAAAAUUUGCAAAAAGUGUUGUAAUAUCCGUAAGAUAGUCCAUUUGUAAGUGACGAUUGCAAAUUAUUUGAAAAAUACCUCAUUUCUUUGAAUUUGCAGGGAAAGGGAAUGGAGGGUCUUAUUUUCCAUAAUGUUCAAAAAUGAAUAAAAAUAAGUUGUUUCUUUCACUUAAAUUUGUUUAACAGAUUAACAGUUAAAAAAAA
This is a messenger RNA of Pecten maximus, 2337 nucleotides long. RefSeq names its product lysophosphatidic acid phosphatase type 6-like. The record is from RefSeq and is a predicted model, not a curated record. The transcript has 9 exons. Gene Ontology annotation, molecular function: phosphatase activity. Lineage: Eukaryota; Metazoa; Mollusca; Bivalvia; Pectinida; Pectinidae. The coding region runs from base 183 to 1025 and encodes 280 amino acids. Gene Ontology annotation, biological process: dephosphorylation.